AAGUUAUUUUCCCUCUUCCUUUCAGUCUGUGAGGAGGAUGGAGCUGGAAAUCUAAAUAGGGCAGCUGGAGCCUGCAGAUUUCCAGCCAAGCUCCAAGCCUGACCUUCUUUACCUACUUAGCCCUUCAUCGAAUCUCCCCGAUCUCUCUCCGGCCCCACAGAUUCCUCGACCCUCUGACCAUGAACCUCUGGGCUGUGCUUUGCUUGUCACUGCUCGUGGUAGAGCUCCAAAAUGGUGUCUGCCAGCAGGUCAAGCCAAUAAAAGACAGAGGAGAGAACCGCAUCCGACCAGCUGGGAAACGAGUAAAGGUAUGGUCUACGCUGAAAGACGGAAGAGGCAGAAGCCAGUCCCUUCUGACCCAGGUGCUGGACAAAGGCCGCUUCCUUCGCCUGGGCCAGAGCACCACUUUGACUCCUGGGAAAAACAUGGAGCUGCGCUGCAAAGGCAACAACAUUGGAUGGUCGUACCCAACCUACCUGGACACUUACAAUAGCUCGCGCCUCAGCAUCAAGCAAAGCGACAAGUACAGUCAGCUGAUCCUGACGUCGCCCUCUGCUGCAGACACAGGGGCCUACAGCUGCUGGGUGAUAAUCUGUGAUGGCACAGAGUGCGAGAAGGACCACGAUCGCACCUACGUCUCAUACAUCUAUUUCACAGACAAAGACAACCUCUUCGUCCCGUCCGCCGUGCACUUUGAGAUCGUAUAUCUGCGCCCGGAUCAGCCUGCCGUGGUCCCCUGCCGUGUGACCGAGCCGCAGGCCAAGACGUCCCUGCACAGAGAGGUCCCCCCGGAGGAGAUCACAGCAAAUGGGACUCUGAUGACAUACGAUCCCACAAAGGGGUUCAUCCUGCCAAACCCCAGGCCAGAGGAUCAGGGGGUCUUCUACUGCAAGGCUGUGACCACGGACACCCCUCAGAUCUCCACAAAGUUCCAGCUGCUUUAUGUGGAGGUUCCCAGUGGGCCGCCAUUUGUGAGCCUUAAAGCUUCUCCAGACUCGGUGAGAGGAGGUGACAACAUCAAUGUAACCUGCACAGUGCUGGGAGAACCAGAUGUGGACAUGAGCUUCACUUGGUCUUAUCCUGGUCAGGACUACCGCCCUGUCCACAUCCAGACUUCCUGGAGGCUGGUUAACAGAGGUUUGGGCUACACUACGCGCAUCACGCAGAGCAUCCUGACCGUAGAGGACAUGGAAACCAUCGACUUUGGAGACUACAUCUGUAAAGCCAAGAGUAAGCAUGGCGAGACAGUCGUGGCGACCACCGUCAUCUCCAAAUAGCCACAACAACUGGACCUGCUGGUUAUAUUUGAUAUUUAAGAGUUUUUGGCAAAUUGUUGACUUAGAAAUGACACAUCAACCACAUGAAAUCAGCAUGUAUAUAAAAAAUAAAUAAAUUUUU
Molecule: messenger RNA, 1398 nt
Organism: Archocentrus centrarchus (flier cichlid)
Lineage: Eukaryota; Metazoa; Chordata; Actinopteri; Cichliformes; Cichlidae
Gene: pdgfrl
Product: platelet-derived growth factor receptor-like
Exons: 6
Coding region: 180-1277 (365 amino acids)
Source: RefSeq, a predicted model, not a curated record